Messenger RNA from Olea europaea var. sylvestris, 991 nucleotides. Its product is annotated as tankyrase-1. Gene Ontology annotation, biological process: protein ubiquitination; positive regulation of protein catabolic process. NCBI's taxonomy places the organism in Eukaryota, Viridiplantae, Streptophyta, Magnoliopsida, Lamiales, Oleaceae. The record is from RefSeq and is a predicted model, not a curated record. Gene Ontology annotation, molecular function: protein binding. The transcript is spliced from 6 exons. Bases 115 to 750 code for a protein of 211 amino acids.
AUAUUAAUAACAAAGCUCCAAAAAUAGGGCUGCAAGUCUCUCUCACGAAAUCCUGGACUUUUGCCUCAUCUAUAUUUCUCGGCGGCCGGCGUCGGAGAGAUUGAAUAGAAAGAGAUGGCGGUGUCGGGAGGUCGACGGAAUGGAGUUCUAGGCGGCGAUGAGGAGGACGCAGCUCUUUUCGAGGAAGAAGGUGUCGAGUUCGCGGAAGAGGACAAUAUCGAUCAUUCCGAUAUCCCUCUCCACCUUCGGCCCUUAGUCGCUGCCGCUGAGUCCGGCGACCUCAACGCCCUCUGUCAAGCCCUUGAUAAUUUUGAUGGUAGCAUUGAUGAACCAGUUGAAGAUGGGGAUACUGUUCUGCACCUUACAUGUUUGUAUGGUCAUUUGUCUUGUGUUCAGUUUUUAUUGGAAAGGGGAGCCAACUUGGAGGCCAAGGAUGAAGAUGGAGCAAUUCCAUUGCAUGAUUCCUGUGCGGGAGGAUAUACACAAGUUGUCCAACUUCUUUUAAACGGUGCUAAUGAUCCAGAACGUGUCAAAAGAAUGCUACAAACUGUUGAUGUGGAAGGUGACACGCCUCUGCACCAUGCCGCUAGAGGAGAAUACGAUGAUGUAAUAAGACUGUUGCUAGCUCAUGGAGCUUCUCCAACUGCAACAAAUAUCUAUGGGAAGACUCCGAGUGAGCUCACCGAUCCUGGAACGGAAGCUCGGAGAAUCUUGGAAGAGGCUUCUAGUGCUGUAUCAGCUCAUUCAUAAGUGGGUACAAUUUUGAAAAAAGACUGCGCUAAUGAACGCAACGCAGUCAAUGAAAAUAUAAAAUUUAGAAAAAAAAUUCUCCACGUGCUAUGAAUUCUUAUAGGUUUGGUUUCCAGUGUAUAGAGAAGUAUUUAAUCGUUAGUAAAUUAAAUUUCAGGUUGAGUUCUUGACGCUUGUAUCUUAUUAUUAUUUGAUUGAUCAAGCACCAUUAUUGAUCCUAGAUUAUAUGUUUUUGCACCAA